GAUUUGCAAAUAGAACGAGAGAGGACGGUGUAUAGUAUUUCUGGCGGCUGCACAGCCCUUGUGGUGGUGUAUUUAUUGGGGAAGCUUUAUGUGGCAAACGCUGGUGAUAGCAGGGCUAUAAUAAUCCGAAAUGGCAAAGUCAUUCCAAUGUCUUCAGAAUUCACUCCAGAGACCGAACGCCAGCGACUUCAGUAUCUGGCUUACAUGCAGCCCCACUUGCUGGGAAAUGAGUUCACGCAUUUAGAGUUUCCACGGCGAGUGCAGCGCAAGGAAGUUGGGAAGAGGAUGCUCUAUCGUGACUUCAACAUGACUGGCUGGGCAUACAAAACCAUUGAGGAAGAUGACUUGAAGUUUCCCCUUAUAUAUGGAGAAGGCAAGAAGGCUCGGGUUAUGGCAACGAUUGGAGUGACCCGAGGACUGGGAGACCAUGACCUGAAAGUGCACGACUCCAAUAUAUAUAUCAAACCUUUCCUGUCCUCAUCUCCUGAGGUGAGAGUCUACGACCUGCUGCAGUAUGAGCAUGGGCCAGAUGAUGUUCUGAUCCUAGCUACUGAUGGACUCUGGGAUGUGCUGUUAAAUGAAGAAGUGGCAGAAGCUGUCACUAACUUUCUACCAAACUGUGACCCUGAUGAUCCCCACAGGUACACGCUGGCGGCGCAGGACCUGGUGAUGCGAGCCAGAGGAGUGCUGAAGGACCGGGGCUGGCGAAUAUCCAACGACAGGCUGGGCUCUGGAGACGACAUCUCUGUCUACGUCAUCCCUUUAAUACACGGGAACAAGCAGUCCUGA
Molecule: messenger RNA, 789 nt
Organism: Phaethon lepturus (White-tailed tropicbird)
Lineage: Eukaryota; Metazoa; Chordata; Aves; Phaethontiformes; Phaethontidae
Product: protein phosphatase 1H
Exons: 7
Biological process (GO): protein dephosphorylation
Molecular function (GO): protein serine/threonine phosphatase activity
Source: RefSeq, a predicted model, not a curated record